Brenthis ino (lesser marbled fritillary) is the source of this 1854-nucleotide messenger RNA. NCBI's taxonomy places the organism in Eukaryota, Metazoa, Arthropoda, Insecta, Lepidoptera, Nymphalidae. The record is from the annotation of a GenBank genome assembly.
AUGUUCACGAGGUUCGAUCAAGGCAAAUCAACAAAAGGCGCGAGCAAACUUCGGCGCGACCUCAUCAACGCAGAGAUCGCAAACCUUCGGGACCUUCUACCCUUACCUCCCUCGACGCGACAACGACUGUCCCAAUUGCAACUAAUGGCAUUAGUUUGUGUCUAUGUACGCAAGUCGAACUACUUUCAACAAGUUUUCAAACGCUUUGACAUCAACCAUCAACCGUCUACGGCUCCUAACUUUGGAUUUUCAAAGGCCUUAAACGGUUUCUUGAUGAUGAUGACACAGAAUGGGAAACUGUUAUACAUAUCAGAUAACGCUGCUGAAUACCUCGGACACUCAAUGGAAGAUCUCUUAAUUCACGGCGACAGUGUAUAUGACGUGAUAGACAAGCAAGACCAGCAAGCCGUACGGUCUGAGCUAUCGCGCGCACCGACCGAUGGGGAGGACCGGGUCUUCUUAUGCCGGAUGAACGUUGCUAGAAAUGCCAGACGACAGAUGCGGUUUGGUGAUCAAAAGGUGGUCCUAGUGCGCGGUCACUACGUCUCCUACUUACCGCUGUGCAGCCGCAACGAGCCCGUGUUCCUCGCAGCGUGCACGCCGCUCGCCAUGCCCGAGACGCGAGAGUGUGUAGUACAUGGCGCCACCAACGUGUUCACUACUGUCCACGCUAUGGACAUGAAGAUAUUGCAUAUUGAUGCUAAUAGCGAGUGGCAUUUGGGCUGGGAAAGAAGUUCUCUACAUGGCGUCAGCUGGUACCAUCUUCUCCACCCGGACUGCUGUAAAGAGGCACAAAAUAAGCACAGAUUAAUCACACAGUCAGAACAAGAGCGUUCGUGUAUUGCGUUACUCCGACUGCAGAGACGAUGUGGCCAGUUCCUAUGGGUGCAUGCAGUACUUCAGUUAAAGGACAAUCUGGAGAACUCACAGCGACCCGUGAUCGUGUGUACGAAUCAAGUCUUAAGCGAACAAGAAGCGGCAGUGAUGAAAGCAAAUCCUUGGCUGUAUCACUACUACGCAGUGCAGUCAAAAUUACACUACGGAUUGGCUUAUGAGGCUGCAACCAGAAUGUACGGGCCUCCUCCACCGGAUAUACAAGUAUAUCCCCCAAACAUACAAUACACUACACCACCAGUCUGCAUAAAUGGAAAUCAACCAGUGUUGAUGCCAAAUUCCAGCGUACAACCUCAUAUACCACAUAUUCCGCCGCAUUUAACUCCCAUACAUUACACUUAUGAGAGGCAUGACAACGGACCUGUGGACUACUCGGUGUCCCUUCAGGAAAACAGGUACCAUAACCUCCGAAUUGAUGAUACGCGGCAACCAAAUGCGAAACGAAAAAAAUCAGAAGACAAAACGCCUAUUACCAACAUAUCUCCUCACAUAACAUCAAACGGGGACACAUUAGUGGCCACCGCAACAAUAACCAAUCGAAGACCGGGUUCUAAGAACUAUAACAUAACGGAAACGGAAAUGGACCAAUGGAAUCCAAGUCCGACAUGGUCUGAAUCAGCACUGCAGAAAGUUCCUGACGUGUGCCAUCAAGAUCUUACUCCUUAUGUUACCACAACUCCUCCAACUCCCUCGGGAACCCCUUCAGCGUACACCCAAAAUUAUCAUACAUUCGUAUUCGAUUGGUCCCCAGAACAAUAUGUUCCGCAUACAAAUAGAUGUAGUACAGUCACAACGGAAAGUUCCUACCAAUGGAAUAGAAAUCAAAGGACGUUUGCAAAUGAUGCAGACGAUUGUAACAGAAUCAGGGUCAGGACGCCGGAUGCAAAUAGAGAAGAAAAUCUUAGACGGCAAAUGGAUCGUCCACACCCGGACUCACCAGGUGGAAAAAAACCUGCAUUA